Molecule: messenger RNA, 2061 nt
Organism: Linum trigynum
Lineage: Eukaryota; Viridiplantae; Streptophyta; Magnoliopsida; Malpighiales; Linaceae
Source: the annotation of a GenBank genome assembly
AACCCACCAUCACAGCAUCUCAGUUCAACAAAAAUUCCCCCAUUGGCAUAUGUCUCAGAGACCUUUCGUGCCUCACUCCUCCUCCAUAGCUUUCAGUUUGCAUUCCCAUUUCCUCGUCUCCAGCGACCUCAGCCCCAACUGGCUUCUCUGAUUUCCGAUUUUUUUCCCUUAGAUCCAUUUUUGCUCCCUCUCCCUACCAAUUUUUUUGUAGAGCAAUUUAGAUUUUUUUUCACCAAAUUCUUUGUAGCAAUGGGCGUCAAGGGAUUCGUUGAGGGCGGAAUCGCUUCCAUCAUCGCCGGCUGCUCGACCCACCCGCUGGAUCUAAUCAAGGUCCGAAUGCAGCUGCAGGGUGAGAGCUUGGCUGCUCCCAACCCUGUCCUCCGCCCAGCCUUCGCUUUCAACAACGGCGGUGCCAUUUCCGCCAUCCACGUGACGGCCGCUCCACGCCCGUCCGUGGGUCCCGUCGCCGUCGGGUUGAACAUCCUCCGCCAUGAAGGAGCGGCGGCGCUGUUCUCCGGCGUCUCCGCCACCGUCCUCCGACAGACCCUCUACUCCACCACCCGCAUGGGCCUCUACGACGUGUUGAAGACCAAGUGGACCAACCCGGAGACGGGGAACAUGCCGCUGGUCAGGAAAAUCACGGCCGGGCUCAUCGCCGGCGGAAUCGGCGCCGCCGUGGGGAACCCCGCCGACGUGGCGAUGGUGAGGAUGCAGGCGGACGGGAGGCUCCCCGCCGCUGCGAGGCGGAACUAUACGAGCGUGGUGGACGCGAUUGGGUCGAUGGCGAGGAAGGAAGGGGUGGGCAGCCUGUGGCGCGGGUCGUCGCUGACGGUGAACCGGGCUAUGAUCGUGACGGCGUCGCAGCUGGCGUCGUACGACCAGAUAAAGGAGUCGAUUCUGGAGAAGGGCGUGAUGGGGGACGGGCUGGGGACCCACGUGACGGCGAGCUUCGCGGCGGGGUUCGUGGCGUCGGUGGCGUCGAAUCCGGUGGAUGUGAUAAAGACGAGGGUUAUGAACAUGAGCGUGGAGGCGGGGAAGGCGGCGCCGUACAGCGGGGCUUUGGACUGCGCGAUUAAGACGGUGAGGGCGGAAGGACCCAUGGCCCUGUACAAGGGAUUCAUCCCUACGAUUUCGAGGCAGGGGCCCUUCACCGUGGUGCUUUUUGUGACGCUUGAGCAGGUUAGGAAGCUGCUCAAGGAUUUCUAAAACAGAAAAUUGUUUGGACCAGCGGCUGGUGAUGAUGACGAAGAAACUAAGAUAUUUUUGCUUAUAUUCUUAAUUAAUUAGUUAAUGGGUUCGAUUAUGAUAAUGGUUUGUUGUUGCUGCUGAGAUUGUAAGAGUGGUAAAAGUCAUGAGGUAUAUCUUGCGAAUUAUUUGAGAUCAAUUGGAAAUUGGGUGUUAUCUGUCUAUCUAUCAUUUAGAGUUUAAUCGUAUGACCAGCCUUCAAGAUCCAGAAGAAGCUACGAAAGAUCCAUUCGCGUUUGAUUCCAUUAAAGUUUGAGAAGUCUUUCCUCUUUUCUGGGAGUUGGAGGAUCCGAUCUCUUCAUGCUGUCCGAGUAGCGGGCUAUCAGUGUAAUUCAGUUAUCAGAACGCUUAGCUAGAAUGGAUUAUCCUCUGAAGCUCGGGAGCUUUAUUCCCGCUUGCAAGAGCUUGAGGUCCGGCCUGGUUGGCUGGUUUUAUACUUCCCCCGUCGGUUUCAAUGCUUCAGCAGUUGUCCUUGAUCGGACAGUGGAGAUGAGUUUUGGGUCUGAUUGUAUAUAGGGAACGCUUCGGUGUAUAUGUUUGCUAGGUUUGGUGAUUUGGCGAAGGCCAGGAAUGUGUUCGUGGAAAUCCCUCGAAGAGAUCUUGUGUCGUGGAGUUAGUGGUAAGAUAUGUUGUAUUCCACUUAAGUUGUAGAGUGUAAUUUGGUACGAGAUAGGUUUUUUACUUGGUUGUAUGUAGCUUUAAAAUUGUGGUCCAAUUAUUUUGCACUCCGCUUAGAUUGUUACUAUUUAGAAUUCAGUAUUUGCUAUUUACAAAUCAUAAUCCGACCAACCAAUAUGAUAAAAUAUUGGUUCCAAU